Molecule: messenger RNA, 1070 nt
Organism: Naegleria gruberi
Lineage: Eukaryota; Heterolobosea; Eutetramitea; Acrasida; Naegleriidae
Exons: 1
Coding region: 27-1070 (347 amino acids)
Source: RefSeq, a predicted model, not a curated record
AGGACACAUCUGGGAGCCGACUAAUCAUGAACAUUUUCGAUGACUUGCCUAAUGAUUGUUGGAUACAUAUAUUUGGAUAUUUGAGUAUCAGUGAAGUGAAAAAAUAUUCCCUUUCUAUUAGUCAAAAUCUUGCCUUACGAUUGUUGGAAACGGAAGAUGAUCAUAAUUCUAUUUACAGAUAUUUAUGUGAAGUUAAAAUGAGAUCAGAUUUGGACAAUGCUCUUGAAUCAAUUGAGAAUAGAAAGGAAAUGUCAGAGAGAUAUUAUUAUCGACACAACAAUAGAAGAACUGGACUUCCUGCUAUUGCUAGAAACAAUAAUAGCCCUGCAGGUUUAUCUUCUAAACAAAUGAGAGAAAAUCUCAAACACUGCACUAUUAGAGCAAAGUAUUUGUUUUCACGUUGGUUCAAAGAAGAUCCAUCUCUAUAUGAAAGAAUUAAAAAGGCUAUCACUCGCUCCUUCUCAUCAAAUACAGUCUUUAUUCCAGACCUCGGUAAUCAUGACACAACACUAGAUGAUAUAGAGAGAUUAAAAUUGAUUAGUGAAAAAGAAAAUGCACAAUUAGAGAAAACAACAAAUGAUUUUAUUCUCGAUAUGGAAAAACAAGUUGAAAAGCAAAGGAAAAAACACCCAAAAUGGAAACAGAUUUGGAAUGGAUAUCACGUCCAGAGUUCAUACUCAUCCCUCAAGAGUUCUACCAAGCAUAUGGCAGUAAGAGUUUCCAAAAUUCCGUCAAAUAACAGAAGGUAUCGUGGCACUCCUCUAACAAAUCAAGAAUUUGAACAAUAUCUUACAGACAUUUAUGAAGGGUUUAAAAGCUUAGAACCAGAAUUAAGAAGAGAGGCCAUGUUCAAAAAUUUCAAGUUUCAAUUCAAGUAUUACUCAAACGGAAAAUAUCACACUUCCAAAUCCUCAGUAUUUUCUCAAAUUACUACUGGAGUUUACAAACUUUCAAAAAAAAUACCUGAUAUGAAAAACAUUGAAAAAAUAUAUGGCAAAUUGUUAGAAUUUUUCAUUGAGGAAUCAAUUGCUUACAAAGUAGAAACCCCUAUCCUAACCGACUGUAUGUAG